GAGGUGGAGGUGUCUGACCAUGUCACUUUCCAGAGGUGCCUCGCCCAGCCGGAGAGACUGUUUGGUGGAACAAAAGAUGAACAAGGGGCGGUGGAAAAUAAUGCGCAGGAGUACUACGCGUAUUUUUGUUGCGACCGCGGCAACAAAAUUUUGGUGGCCAAAACGCCUUGUGACCUGUUUCGGUCCAGCGCGGACCCCAGCGAGUGGAUGAACCAGCGGCUCGGGCUCACGGAAGUCGUGGUCGGGUCGACACAGGAUUAUACCGGUGCAUCUGGUACUUCGUCUGCUACCUCUAUGCAAUACAAAUUUCCCGUACAUGUGCAACGUGCAUCACAAAUUUCACUAAUUUGGAGUGUAUUACUUGUCAUGCUAAACUAGGAUCGAAGCCAAGUUUUGUCAUGCAGAGACCGCAUCUGUACGUGUACGGGAAAUUUACUUUGGAUAACCUCCGCCGUGCAGCAGAAGUUCCGUGGGGGCUUACUUGGAUAUCCUGUGUAAAAACGUCCCCACACCAUAGUUGUCAUGCAACUCUGCAUGCUUAAAAUGUUCCUCAUGCGGAGCCCCAUGAGAAGCAUUUUCUAAUGGUGUUUUGAAAUUUGUCAUGCUCCAAUCAGCAUGAGAGACUAGAUCUGUAAUGCUGCUGAACUAGCUCAAACAGCACUACACUACGCGUCCAAAUUUGUCAUGCCAAACAGCCAAAGCUUGUGGAUUUGUCUAGCCAAUUCCCCAUCUUGACUAUGGGGUGGGUACGUUUUUACAUAGGAUAUUGGAUACUAUGGGUUCGAAAAUAUGCACAAGGUCGAACCGUCGUUGGCGAAGGUGCUGGAGGAGCACAAGGCAAAAAGAUCUACUGCGGAAAGCGCCAGAGCAGCCAACAAGGAAGCCGAGUAUCAAAUGCAAAAAUGUCUGGGUCUGGAAACUUGUAAUGCUACAAGAGAAUGAUAGACGCACUGCAAUACGCAGCUAUGCAUGACAAAUUUUUUGGCUGCCAUGUCUUACGUAUUGCGCAUGGCAAAGUGCGUUUUUGCGUGACAGAUAAGAGGGCCUUUUCGUGCCUCUGCAACACAGAUUCUCGAGUCAUGCCAGACACGCAUGACAAACUUGCAUUCUUCCAGACCCAGACAUUUUUGCAUUUGAUACCGAGCGUCCGACGACCAUUUUGUGUCAGUACGACUCGUUUCUGGAACUGGAUGUUGCGGGAAAGAGGAUCAAGAUGUGCGCCACGGUGAAAGUAAAUCAUUCCAAAGAGUUGGAGCAGCAGCUGAUAGUACGACGGGGGCAAGGAUCUUCUUCCACGGGCGAAGUAUCAGACAAUGGAAGUGGUGCUAUUUUCGAUGUGAAGCAAUUCGUGGAUUCUUAUGCCGCUGCGGUGACGAGAUUGGACGAGCUUGAAAAGGACGUGAAAGAACUACUGCUCGCGGGGUCAACAACGACCGCAUCGGGUGGUAGUUCCGCUCACCCUGCACCAG
This is a messenger RNA of Amoebophrya sp. A120, 1469 nucleotides long. NCBI's taxonomy places the organism in Eukaryota, Dinophyceae, Syndiniales, Amoebophryaceae. The record is from the annotation of a GenBank genome assembly.